Pipra filicauda (Wire-tailed manakin) is the source of this 816-nucleotide messenger RNA. RefSeq names its product canalicular multispecific organic anion transporter 1-like. The coding region runs from base 1 to 507 and encodes 168 amino acids. The transcript has 4 exons. Gene Ontology annotation, biological process: transmembrane transport. Lineage: Eukaryota; Metazoa; Chordata; Aves; Passeriformes; Pipridae. Gene Ontology annotation, cellular component: membrane. Gene Ontology annotation, molecular function: ABC-type transporter activity; ATP binding. The record is from RefSeq and is a predicted model, not a curated record.
AUGGGAGAAAAGAUGAAAAUGUCAGUUGUCUUGAAAUACCUCCAAGCCUUCAGCUGGCGAUGGAUGUGGUUAACCAUAGCUGCUUAUGUAGGCCAGAAUGCACUAGGCAUUGGACAAAAUCUGUGGCUUAGCACCUGGACUGCAGAAACAGCACAAGUUAGUGAUUUCACAGAAUGGAAACAGUCACGAAACUAUAAGCUUUCUAUCUACGGGCUUCUGGGAUUCAUUCAAGGCCUGCUCGUUUGCUGUGGUGCUUAUGUGCUCACCAGGGGAUCCCUGUCUGCUUCCCGGGCUAUGCAUGGUCAGCUGUUGGACAACGUGCUGCACCUUCCUCUGCAGCAUUUUGUAACUAAUCCAGUUGGUCGGAUCAUCAGCAGGUUCACAAAGGUGUCAAGGAGUGGUCUCUGUGAAGAGGGGCUGGAUCUGCUCCAUGCCAGACACAGCUGGUUCCUGCCAACUCCAUCUGACCCUCUCCAGGGCAUGGCUGAGUCCCAGAGUCACAUAUAAAAGGAGAGGCUGAAAGUGCCAAAUGGAGACAGGAAGAGGGAACAAACAGAGAAAUAGAGGAGGCAAGGUCAGAGGAGCAGGAGGAAGGAGAAGGUAUUCCCUGGCACCAGAGCAAGCAUCCACCUCAGCCUGUGCAGAACUCCAUGUCAUAGCAUGUGGCUGUUCCCAGAGGAGCUGCCACCACGGAGAGCCCACGCUGGGGCAGAGGGAAGAUGUGAGAAGGAGGGAGCUGCAGAGAGAAACUGCUGAGUGCCAGCUGCGACCCCCUGAGCUGCCCUGAACUGGAGGUGUGAAGUUAACCCUGGGAAA